CCGAAAUGAAAUCAAAUCCAUGUUUAUUCAUUCCAACUAUGUAUAAAAAUCAGUCCCCUUACAUCAACAAAUCUUCGCUUCUUUCAAACCCUCACUACAAGAUCACCGUCGCCACAGCCCCCAACCCCUCGCCGAACCUCAACUACCCUUCCCGCCAUGAGGCGCUUCUGUCCAAUCCCAACCCUACGCCUAUCUUUCCUACCCCCUUCUUGGCCCCUGCUCGCCUCAUGCUAACCAUGGUGACGUGGAUCCGCACGCGCCGCCGCCGGUGUCUUCUCCUCUUGCUUUGCUCCCCUCUCCUGAUCCCCUUUCUCUGCGCCACUUUCCCUAUCCUUUGCUUGGCUGAAAUCUGUUUCCGGAUUUGUCGGAGGAGGAGCGGCGGGAAGGCGGCGGCGCAAGAAGAUGAGGAGAACCGGAUACGGAGGUGUGAAGAAGGUUGUUACGGGGACGGAGAAGGGAGAGAAGCUGGACUGUUGCAAAGGUACUUGGAAGAUCAACUGGCACUCGUUGGAUCUGUUUAUGAAUGUGGCGAUGAUUCAGACGGUCAUGCUCAUCAAGAUCUUGACCUCGACUGCAGAAGUCCGCUUUUGAGCUGAUUGUGUAGCUUCUUCUUCUUUACUCCGAUUCUGUAAAUUAUGCAAUUAAUCUUUAAAUUUUGACUUUCACUUCUUUUUUUCUUCUCGAAAUUUGAGAUGGCGAACUUGUUGCUCUGAUAUGAACUUUGAAAUUGGAAAAAA
Messenger RNA from Hibiscus syriacus, 737 nucleotides. RefSeq lists its product as uncharacterized. The transcript has a single exon. The coding region runs from base 6 to 596 and encodes 196 amino acids. NCBI's taxonomy places the organism in Eukaryota, Viridiplantae, Streptophyta, Magnoliopsida, Malvales, Malvaceae. The record is from RefSeq and is a predicted model, not a curated record.